GUUUGCAUUUAAAUUGGAAUCACUUGUGGCCCUUUGUUGCCGUAUGUGUAUAUAGAAUAAUUGCCACAGUUCCAUAUAAUUGAAACAUUCCAAUUUACAAAUAUAUGAUGAAUUCAGUUAAAGUCAGUUCCCAAUCAUAUGCAUUGAAAUGGGAAGAUUUCUCCUCUCUUGAAAACUCCUCUUCUAAGAAACACUGUUUACACUCAUGUAAUAGUUCAUCACCUGGUCUACGACAAACUCAAUUAAAUUUCUCACCAAAUCACCAAACGAAACUGUCUAAACAAUUUGAAAAUGUUAUAGAUGGUAUCGAACUUGAUAACACUAAUCGGAUUACUAAUCAAAAUGCUUCUUUGAAAUCAAAUGAACGUAAUUCAUAUCCUCAAAUUUCCAUUAAACUUGAACCACCGUCAAUCUCAACUGCUGAGUCUUCGAACAAAUCUCCAAAGUCCAUCAUUACUAGCCCCACGCGAAUAAUGAAACAGGCUAUCAUAACUGAAACAGGGAUUUCACCGGCGGAAAAUGUAUUCAAAAAACCGAUCAGAAAGAAGAAAGCUGGCACUAAUAAAAAAUCACAAGUGAAACGUUCUCGUAGCGUAGAUUCACCUCAGAUCAAUAGUACCACUAAUAAUGAUAUAAAUCAAAAUGAUUCUUUCAAAUUAUCAACUUCUAAUCCUUGUCAGACAAGAACAACAACAACAACCAUACGCGUUUGUAAAUCAACAACGGUCAGUCCAAAAAAGAAUUUACACGUAGCAAGUGAUGUAUAUGCUGCUACACAGAAUAAACAAAACAAAUGUAAAACACAAUUACAAACACAACUUACAUCAUAUGGAAUUAGAAAAACCGCUCGACAAUAUGCUAAAGAAAUUGAGCGUGAACGUGAAAACAAUUUUUUAAAUGCUUUAAAAAACAAUAUUGAAAGUGGUAUGAAAAUUAUACAAACUGAAGAAAAAGGUCGUGGAAUAAUUGCUACACGAACAUUUUAUGAAGGUGAAUUUGUUGUGGAAUAUGCUGGAGAUUUAAUCUCAGAAAAAUUAGCUAAACAACGUGAAGCUGUAUAUAAACAAAAUCCAGCAAUUGGUUCCUAUAUGUUCUUUUUUGUACAUGCAGGUCAACGGUAUUGUGUAGAUGCAACAGAAGAGACCUCACGACUUGGUCGACUGAUUAAUCAUAGUAGAUUAAAACCGAAUUGUAUUGUUAAAGUAAUUCCAAUUGAUGGUGUUCCUCGACUUGCACUAUUUGCACGUAAAUCAAUUUCUCCUGGUGAAGAACUACUCUAUGAUUAUGGUGAUCGUGAUAAAGAAACUUUACAACUUCAUCCAUGGUUGAAAACAUAAACAAUUCACCCCUUUUUUUCUUUAUUUUAUUGAUCAAGUACAUGUCGGUAACUACGAUGAUAAUGGUAAUUCAUUUGUUACUACCGUUGUUGUUGUUGCUAUCGUUAUCGAUUGUGGUUAGAAAUUUUUCAAAAUUAUUACUUCCAUUGGAUUUUCUUCUUAAGAGAUCACUAUGUUCUCUUUCUAUUUCAUGUUUUCCUCAUUGAUACUAUUCAUGAUUCUUUCUGUCUAGAAGAUUAUUGAAUACAUUUAGUCAUAAACGUACGUAAUCGACAAAUUAUCUUUACAAGUGUAGUCUGAUAAAAUGAAGUAUCUCUCGCUUUCUUCAUUCUCUUUUUCUUAUUCUGAGGUUUGGCAACUUGGACUGAUGCAUUUAUGUGUCUGGCCCUAUGUUGUAAUGACUGACUUUUUCUUCUUCAUAGUUUCUCUCAGCUUUAUCAGUUUCUCCUUGGAUUCUUUUGUUUGCAGACAAACUUUACUCUUUCCUUAUGUGUAUACCAUUUGUAUACAUUUAUAUAUAUAUAUACUUGUCUACUUAUUUCAUUAUUGUUAGUAGUAUUCUGAUUGAUGUCAAUGUUAUUUAGGUAUUAGUAACUUUGUAUUCAUAAUAAUUACGUCUCUGUGUGUAUAUCUAUGCACAUAUAUAUAUAUAUGUAACGAUUUGUUUGUUUCCAUAUUACUGUAAUGUAUGUUCAAAACUCCAGAUACAAUAACAUUGGAAUGAAUUCAUUCAAACUUGUUAUCCUUGACAUGGAAAAGAAACACGUAGCUUACAACCGACUAUAUCAGACUAAUAUUCGACCUCUACUUCCAUAUAAUACAAAGAUAUCAUGAAAUAUUUUAUGAGAAGAAACCUACAGGUUAGCAUAUUUUUAGCGAGUUAGUUUUCUAUGGGAUGGAGCCGCUAACCCCCAUGCCCAACCCUUCUCAUUUACCCGGGCUUGGGACCGGCAGUAACUCUAGAAGAGCUACAGGCGGAGUUAAGAAACCACCAGUGUAGAAUAAUUCAAGCAUAUAGCAUUUCUAUACAGAUAUAUCUUUAACUACAUUGGAAAUAUGACAAGACAUAGCAUACACUGACAAAGUGAAUAUAUAUUAUUUUCUUGAAGAAAGCAAUACACCAACAUGGGAUGAAUUUUUUAUUAAACUAAGAAUGAUUGCUUCAGUGUAGAGUUAUCUUUCCUAAGGAAACAUGUACAUAGGAAGGAGCAAUCGUGAUUUGCAGUUAAGGGUGGGUGAACAUAUACCAAAAUGGUUGCAGAAACAGAUGAGUUUCAAUGGUCAAAUAAGAUCACAUGAUAGACUCACAUCAUCCUCCAUUGCGAAACAUUUGAUUGAGACCGGUCAGAAAGUUGACAUCAAGUCAGCAUUUGUAGUGUUAUACAAAAGCCUUCCAGGACGUAUACUAAGGUUUAUUGAAACAUUGGCUAUACGGAAACUGAAUACAUAUGUUCCAAAAUGAUUAAUAAUGGUCUUGAGUGUUAUUAGAGGUAUGAAGGCUGUUAUCACUUCCCGGUUGCCCACACCGUGGAAGGGAUCUUCUGAAAGUACCUGAAAAGGAAAUUGAGUUAGAGGUGGUCCUAGUGAUUUGAGAGCGUGACUGCAGUGCCUAAGGGACAGCUGCCUGAGAUCAGUUACACACGACCUUUUCGUGAUUAAUUUUUGUGUUAGCUCCGUACUUGUUGAGAACUUAUCGCUGGAGACGGAUAUCCGUGGGAUGAGGCGAGGUGUGCAUUUUUAGGGUCGACCUUUUCUAACCCCAGCCCUCCAUGUGAGAAGGUAGCAUCGCUGUUAUGCUGGCUGUCUGAAGGAAACACCUUACUGCUGUCACACUUCUGUGCAUUCAGCAGUACGACUUUACCUUCGGACCUUGGGUUUGUUGCUUUUGGUCUUACCGCUCUUUAACCGACCUGUCUGGCAUGGUAGGACCUUGAGGAAUGAUUGUUCCAUCCGGUAUAGCUCGACUGGUUCAUCACGAUAGGCAAGCCCGACCACCACAUCAAGACAGCAACUACGUUCGGUUAAAUAUGGUGGCAGUGAAGUAGUAUAAACAAAGGCAUCAAAACGUUAUUUUUUUUACUAGGCAAACUAAUAAUAGUUUUAUUAAUAAGGGGCUUGAAUGCACGUCAACAAGAUUGAUAGGGAAAUUAUCAUUGGUUAAUGAAGAUUCAGAAUGUUGAAAUUGAGAUUAACUGUUAUCAGGAGGAUCAUAGAAACAGAAGAAAACACAAGCAUUUCUUUGAAGAUUGAAGUUAUAUUCGGUCAAGGUGUACAAACACCAUAAACCUUACUACUUGUUGUGUAUUGCCUGAUUAUUUUUAACAUCAUUCUAGCUCAGCAGUACAGUAUAGUAUUCUUUUGAUGACAAUUCUACUUUCCGUUACUGAGAUUAUAGACGUCUCACUAAAAUUUCAGUUUUUCUUAAUACAUUUUAAUUUGUGUUAUGCUUUAUGUCCACUAGUAUAACAUGAAGCAGUAGCUCAGCGGUCAAACCACGAAAUGGUAGGUUUGAAUCUAAAUUCACAUACUAUGGUUCUGAAAACUAGAUAGUGUCACCAGCCCUCACAUAUAGAGCGUGACUGAGAGGAAAGUACGCGAAUAUGAACGUCGUAAACAGAACAUGAAUGAAUUGUCAGCAUAACAUAUAACUAUAUUGUCUUUCGAUUACAUUCUUAUUUUUAAGAUUUUCAUAUAUAUAUAUAUA
Molecule: messenger RNA, 4041 nt
Organism: Schistosoma haematobium
Lineage: Eukaryota; Metazoa; Platyhelminthes; Trematoda; Strigeidida; Schistosomatidae
Gene: KMT5A
Product: N-lysine methyltransferase kmt5a
Exons: 7
Coding region: 105-1337 (410 amino acids)
Molecular function (GO): protein binding; histone H4K20 methyltransferase activity
Source: RefSeq, a predicted model, not a curated record